UUUCUCAGCGGUAGAAUGGAAGGUGCCAGGGACCCUCGUUCUUCGGGAGGAGGCUGCAAUUCUAACGUUGUCCGCGAAAAACACUUGUUUAAGUCCAAACUGUCAGAGUCCCUUGUUCAGCUGGCGUGUAGUCACCGUUACUGUGCCUUCCCACUGCAUCCAAAUGAGUUAUGCAUCUGGAACGCAGAGACUCCAUUCCAUUUGACAGGACAUCAUUACUCAAUUUCUGCGCUGUCAUUUGGCAGUAAAAUCAAUCCACUUCUUGUCUGCUCUGCUUCUCGUGAUCAUGUGAUAGUGUGGGAUCUUGAUAAAUGCACACAGGAGGCACAAGAAGGGUUAACACCUCGAGGAAUUGUUAUAGGAGCUCUUUUGGGAAUGGUGCUUCAUGUGAGAUUUAGUCCAGAUGAUCAACAAGUAGCAGUAUGUGCUGGAAAUCAGAUCUACAUGUUAAGUGCAAAGGUAUGGGACUAUUCUACUGGCAAGUUAAUGUAUCAGUCAGGGGUAUUAACGGCAUUUCCUUUGCUAAGUCUGCUAAUUGAUGAAGAAAAUAAGCAGAUUAUCACUGGAUGUGCUGAUGGACAGCUUUGGAUCUUCAGCUUAAUCAGAGAUCAUCAUUAUCGUUGCAUAGCACAUAUCAGCUUAAAGAAAGAACAAGAGAAGUUCUGUAAUAAAGUAUGGCAAUCUGGAACAGGCAUAGGUGAAGGGCAAAGUAUUUCACAGCUUUGCACAACCAACCAUGUCAGACUGGGGGGAUCAGUGGAAACAUCUUUGCCUGUCCUCUUAAUUGAACACUGUGACCUUUUAGUGUGUUUCCAUAAUGAUGAAAACAUAUAUUCUACCCUGAAUACUAACUAUUUUUGGAUAGGAAGCUCUACUGGCUUGUUAAUAAUUAAUAUGGCAAACUUUGAAUUGGAAGCCUUUUUGUCUUACAAAGAUUACAGUGACCUCAGCAUUCAGGUUGCUGGAUCAUGUGCUUUAACAAGGAAGUCAGUUAAUGGAAAAGUUUUGUGCUUGAUCACCUCAAUGUUUGAAGAUCUGACUGCUGUGUUGGAAGUUAACCUUGCUGCAUUGGUGAGAACUCAGCAAAGUGAUUUUCUCCUACGUGGAAAUGGCCACAGUCUGUCAGUUAUUGCCAGGUGUUCUGUGUUGGCAAAUUCUCCAUUGUGCAAAGGUCUAAAGAAAAACAUCAAAGAACCUUCUAGUAAAAAUCCUGGAGUGAAAAGCACAGUGAAAGAUCAACCAUUGGUUUUCCAUAGUAAAAUUAAGUCAUCAGGCUACAGAACAGCACCACGAAUGACCAUGUUUUCUCCAAACUUGAAGAAAAAUGAGGAAUCAAAAUCAAAGACUAACUGUAAAUGUAAAAAUAGAGAAUAUCCAAUAGAAAGUUAUCCUCCAAUCAAAUACAAGAAGACUUUAUCUGUUGCUUCUAAACCAACUCCAGUUUUUUGCAUUCAGCAUUCUGGGGAUGGAGAGAAGCUGGCUUGCGGCUUGGCUGACAAAACUGUACUGGUAUUUGAUUCCAAUCUCACUGAUACAUGUAAUGUUUUUUCAGGUCACAAUGGUGCAGUUAACUCUGUUGGUUGGAGUCAUGACAAGAAGUGGUUAGUUUCUGCAUCAGAAGACAGAACUCUAAGGCUGUGGUCAGUGCACAGUAAUGAACCUGCUUUAAUUCUGGGGAAAGAGAAGUUCCAUAAGACCACACGUUUUGCACAGUUCUAUUUUAUAGAUUCAUUUAUAUUGCUGUGUUGUGGAGCUGAAUUUCAUCUGCUGAGUUUCCAUCUAGAUAUCAACAAGGAUGACCUCAAACGGUACAAGCAGAAAAGUGCUUGCAAACUGGUCCAGAAAUUUCCUAUGGCUUCAGCAAUGGAAAUUACCAGCCUUUCUGCUGUAAAUGAUUUCUAUUCCUAUAUUGUGCUUGCAGCUGGAAGCAACCGAACAUUGGAAGUUUUUGACCUCAAUGCAGGCUGCAGCACAGCAGUCAUACCAGAAGUUCAUACUAGAUCAGUCUAUCAGAUCUGCCAAAACAAGGGGUCAUCCUUCAGCACCCAGCAACCUGAAGCUUACAAUCUUUUCAUGACCACAGCCUCAGGUGAUGGCAUCAAACUGUGGGAUUUAAGAACACUGAAGUGUGUACGUCGCUUUGAAGGGCACAGUAACCGCUGCUAUCCAUGCGGAAUCGCAGUGUCUCCUUGUGGACGGUUUAUAGCCAGUGGAUCAGAUGACAAGCAUGCUUACAUAUAUGAAAUGCGUUCAAGCACUUUUCUACACAAACUGGGAGGACACAGAGAUUCUGUCAUCAAUGUGACUUUUAAUCCCUCAUCUCCACAACUCACCACAGCCACCUUGGAUGGCAAACUCCGAUUGUUUAUACCCUGAUAUUUGCCAGCCAGCGGAGCUUUGGCCCUGAUACAGAGGCAAAAAUGACUUGCAGAGAGAAAGAAGACUGGUAACUGGCUGUAGGCAAGCAGCAGAAUAUGCCAUUUUAAAGUAGUUUUCUUCUGACAUUGUUUUCUACAGGUUCUUCCAAAGUCUUUCUAUUGUAUAAUCUUACCUUUAUUGCAAAAAAUAAGGGGAAAGGGUCAAAAAAAAAUAAAGCUCCAUCUGACUUUAACAAAUCACCACAGAAGCUGCUUUCAAAGGACUUCUUGGGUCCUUAUUCAGUAGUGUAUUCUGUAGUGCUUUGCUAGACUGAGACCACUUUACUGUAGAUUGGAAAUGCAGUGAAAAUAACUCUUCCAUUUUUAAAGGUAGAUCUGCCUGUUACUAAAUACUUCAAUUAUUCCAAAAGAGAGAAUUGUAUGUGUGUCUGAAAUGCCUUUGGGGUUACUGCAGUCAGCACAGAUAUUGUUUGAAGGAAGAAUUUUGCUCCUUUACCUUUUUUUCUGCACUCUCCCUCCCUUCUCUCUCUCUGUU
This is a messenger RNA of Pogoniulus pusillus (Red-fronted tinkerbird), 2913 nucleotides long. It is a transcript of the gene WDR27, whose product is annotated as WD repeat domain 27. The record is from RefSeq and is a predicted model, not a curated record. The transcript has 23 exons. Bases 16 to 2376 code for a protein of 786 amino acids. Gene Ontology annotation, molecular function: protein binding. Lineage: Eukaryota; Metazoa; Chordata; Aves; Piciformes; Lybiidae.